Molecule: messenger RNA, 2352 nt
Organism: Manihot esculenta (cassava)
Lineage: Eukaryota; Viridiplantae; Streptophyta; Magnoliopsida; Malpighiales; Euphorbiaceae
Product: cold-inducible RNA-binding protein
Exons: 4
Coding region: 80-370 (96 amino acids)
Biological process (GO): positive regulation of mRNA splicing, via spliceosome
Cellular component (GO): spliceosomal complex
Molecular function (GO): RNA binding
Source: RefSeq, a predicted model, not a curated record
UUCAUUAGUUAUAUUUUGACAAGAAAACCUUCAUUCAGUCUUUUCUGCCGUUCAGCAAGCUUCGUGCGACGUGAAGAAAAUGGCAAAACGACUCAGCUCGCAGCUCUUUGUUAGCAGAUUAUCGUUCUACACCACAAAUCAGAAACUGGAACAAUUGUUUUCACCAUUUGGAGUUGUGAAAGAAGCUCGGCUUGUUGUAGAUCCAGAAACUCGAAAACCUAGGGGAUUCGGUUUCGUUACCUUUGAUUCUGAGAGCCAGGCACGCAAGGCGUUGAAAGCCAUGAAUGGCAGAGGUAGGGUUAUUGAUGACAAUGGGCUUCCAAGAUUGAGCACGUCCAAUACCUGCAAGCAAAGAGAAAAAGCUUACUGAGUAUGUCGUUCAAUACGAAGAUAUUUGUAGGAAUAAAUUGGUUUCAAUACGUUCUAUAUCUUAGUGAAUGAAUCAUGAUCCUUGUUGGAGUUCACUGUGAGAUAUUUUUAUUAAAUCUUGUGAAUUUCAGUUUACUAGGAUUUGAAAGUCUUGUCUCCUUGGUGGAUAGUCAUAACGAUAUCAUUUAUUCUUUUAGAACUCUAAUAUGUCUUUCUCUCAGAUUUUAGUGUGCUCAAUCAAUAGUCAAAUCUGAGUUACACUUUUUAUCAUAUAUCUUUCCCAUAUAUAUCAUUCAUUGAGACCAAGCACAUAGGGAAAAAACAGAAAAAGACCAAAAAAGAAGUAAAAUGUAAAGGGUUAAAAAUUACAGUACCUGCAAGCAAGGGGAAAAAGCUUAAAGAGGACUCAAGGUCGGGAGUUCCACUCCAAUGCCCAAGUUAGAUAUCUCAUUCAAUGAGAGGAUUCAUAGGAAUAGGUUAGGUUUUCAUACCUGCAAGGGUAUAUUGUAGUAGAGGAAUCAUGAUGCUUUUGAGUCCAUUAGGAGAUUGAAGACUACUUGCAACAGAUUUCACGAUCCAUGUUAACUUGUUACUAUUGUGAUUUCUAUUCCUAUUAGGAUUUGAAGUCAUGUCUCAUGUUGGGAUAUCUAGGCAAAAUUACUUGUUCUACUAGAAUUCUUCACAUGCCUUUUGCUCAAGCUUCAAUAUGCUCAUGCAGUCUGAGAUACACUCUGCUAUUGGAUACUGUGCAUAGUUAUUAAAGGCUCAAUGCAUAGGCCUAGGUGCACUAAGGUGCAAGGCAUAGGCACUGCAAUGAGGUGACACUCAAAAGAUAAAAUUUACUAAACAAAAAAUUUUAGAUAACGAAUAAACAGAGUGCCUAAGUAACAUGGUAAUAUUUCUCUUUUUUUUUUCUAAGACAUAUACGCCAUAUGAUUAAGAAACAAAAAUACUUAAAUAGCAUUAUUGCCAAUGUCAUAAAAAUUAUUCACAUAGCACUGUCAGUGGUGUUUAAAAAGUAUAAUUUUCAAAUAAACUAGAAAUUAAGGAGUCCAAAAAGCAGUUAAGAUGAUUAUGGUGAUAAAGAUAAUAAGAAAAUAUCAAAAACAACAUAUGGGGAGACAGGUUAAAAGUGACUAGUUAUCACUAGUGAUGUUAGUUUUUAAACUUCUUAAUCAUCAAUACUUUAGAAUGGUAGACUUGCAAAAAAUUCGAGUGUGGGGUCAUCUUGUCAGUGGAAGUAUUUACUGAAGGUGGAAAUAAAGGUGUGCCUCCCCAGAGCCCUACACCCAGAACGAGGGACAUGCUUAGGUGCAGAAGGCGUUAGGAUUGGAGGCUUGGAGUGUGGUGAGCCUUGAGCCUUGAGCCUGAGACGUGCCUUUAAUAGCUAGGGUACCAAGUUUGAGAGCUUCGGAUAUCUUAUCUACAUACAGUUUCUCAUUGCUAAUUUUGAUGCAAGAACUGUCAAAAUUUUCUUUAGCUUUUACAUACAGCAGAUUAGUUUUGUGGACAGAAAGUUCCCUGAAAAGAAAUUUUGCUUCACUUGGUCUUGCUUUAAUGGUAAAGUAUGCUUUCCUUGUAUUUUCUUUUUUGAAUUUUUUUUAAGGUUAUUUUACAUCCAUUACAAAUGAUAUGCAUCAAAUUUUUAGUGAAAACUGAACAUAUUGGCGGAUAUAUUAUUUGCUUGUUAGGUUUUCUGCAUGUUCUUGUUAGCUUGUCAAAGGAGGCAUGGAGUUUGGUGAUCUAGGUCUUCCUUGUAGCUAUUAAUGCCCAAAGCAAGAGAUUAUGUUAAUUCUUCUGUUUAGUUACAAAAAAUCCGAUGAUUUGGUCAUGCUAGUAAUUUUAGGGAAUGCUACUGCAGAUAACUAGGAUGUAGUGUAAAUCCUAGAUGCAACAUUUGCAAAUAUAGUUUUUUUACGUUUUCCAUUGUCUGAGCACUAGCUGAUGUUUGCCCUGCUAUAUUUCUUUUUUUCUUUUUUUUUU